Anopheles moucheti is the source of this 2018-nucleotide messenger RNA. RefSeq names its product probable methylmalonate-semialdehyde dehydrogenase [acylating], mitochondrial. Lineage: Eukaryota; Metazoa; Arthropoda; Insecta; Diptera; Culicidae. Gene Ontology annotation, cellular component: mitochondrion. Gene Ontology annotation, molecular function: methylmalonate-semialdehyde dehydrogenase (acylating, NAD+) activity; malonate-semialdehyde dehydrogenase (acetylating, [NAD(P)+]) activity. The record is from RefSeq and is a predicted model, not a curated record. The transcript is spliced from 5 exons. Gene Ontology annotation, biological process: thymine catabolic process; L-valine catabolic process. Bases 256 to 1821 code for a protein of 521 amino acids.
UAAAGGCCGCAAACCGCGGAAUAGCAGAGUGUGAGAUCGUUAUUGCCGAAUCGCACGGCAACCGCUCAUACGAACGAAUUAGGUUUCAUCUGUGUGUGCGACAGCUCGCGUAAACUGUUGAAACAAUUUAUUUUAGAUCCGGUGACCCGACAGAACGUGUUUGCGGGACAUUGCGCCGACCAUAGCUCCGUCGUCGUUGUAGCUGAUAAUUGUGGAACCGAGUGGAACCUGAGAGGUGUGUCUGUUUUUAGCAAAAUGGCUCUUCUGCGACUUGUUGCUAACGAGUGCCGCAAUGUUCUGCAACGUGGCUACAGUACAGCCUCCGUGCCAACCACGAAGAUGUUCAUCGAUGGCAAGUUCGUCGAGUCGAAGACGAACGAUUGGAUCGAUCUGCAUGAUCCUGCCACGAACGAGGUGGUAACGCGUGUUCCCAAGUGCACCCAGGACGAGAUGCAAACUGCUGUGGAAUCCUCCAAGAAGGCAUUCAAGACCUGGCGCCAAUCGUCCAUCCUGAGCAGACAGCAGGUAAUGUUCAAACUGCAGCACAUUAUCCGCAACAACAUGUCGGAGCUGGCCAAAAACAUCACCAAGGAGCAGGGCAAAACACUGAUCGAUGCCGAGGGAGACGUUCUACGUGGACUGCAGGUUGUAGAGCAUUGCUGCAGCAUCACGUCACUGCAGAUGGGUGAAACUGUGCCAAACAUUGCCAAGGAUAUGGACACGUACUCGUACACACUGCCGCUGGGCGUAACGGCCGGUAUUGCCCCGUUCAAUUUCCCAGCCAUGAUUCCGCUGUGGAUGUUCCCGGUCGCUAUUACGUGCGGUAAUACGAGCAUAAUCAAACCUUCGGAACGCGUCCCUGGAGCGACGAUGCUGCUGAUGGAGAUGUUAAACGAGGCGGGCUGUCCGCCCGGUGUCGUGAAUGUGAUUCACGGUGCACAUGAUGCGGUGAACUUUGUUUGCGACAAUCCGGACAUUCGGGCGGUUUCGUUCGUUGGUUCCGAUCAGGCGGGCAAGUACAUUUACGAGCGUGCGGGCCGCAAUGGUAAGCGCGUGCAGUGUAAUAUGGGUGCAAAGAACCAUGGCGUCAUUAUGGCUGAUGCUAACAAGGAGAACACACUCAAUCAGCUGGCUGGUGCUGCGUUCGGUGCGGCCGGACAACGCUGUAUGGCCCUCUCGACGGCUGUGUUUGUUGGUGAGGCAAAGAACUGGAUUCCCGAUCUGGCGGAGCGCGCACGCAAGCUGAAGGUCAAUGCGGGUCACGUACCCGGUACGGAUCUCGGACCGGUCAUUUCCCCGCAGUCGAAACAGCGCAUCCACGAGUUGGUAGAGUCGGGUGCCAAGGAAGGUGCGAAGAUUGUGCUGGAUGGACGGGACAUUAAGGUGGACGCGUUCGAGAAGGGUAACUUUGUCGGACCAACCAUUAUCAGUGACGCGAAGCCAAACAUGAAGUGCUACACGGAGGAAAUCUUUGGCCCGGUACUGGUGUGUCUGUCCGUCGAUACGAUCGAUGAAGCGAUCGAGUUGAUCAACAACAACCCGUACGGCAAUGGAACGGCCAUUUUCACUACAAACGGUGCAACGGCGCGCAAGUUCGUGAACGAUAUCGAUGUCGGACAGGUUGGUGUGAACGUGCCGAUUCCGGUACCGUUGCCAAUGUUCUCGUUCACUGGCAGUCGGGGCAGUUUCCUGGGCGAUUGUCACUUUUACGGCAAGCAAGGCAUCAAGUUCUACACGCAGACCAAAACCGUUACGCAGCUGUGGCGUGAGGGUGAUGUGAGCCAUACCAAGGCAGCCGUUGCCAUGCCAACGAUGAAGUAAAGGUAAAACGUAUUACGUGUAGGUUGUGUUUUGUGUGCCAUUAUCAUCAAAAACGGCACAACGCAAGUACCGCAAUGCCCCGAGCCCGAUAACGACAGCGACAAAGAACGUCUUCCAGAUAAAGUGCAUUUAAAAUGAUUAGUUUUUAUAAAACAAAUCAAACUAGUGGAAUAAAGAUGCCUACAAUGCUUUGCUCA